Nymphaea colorata (pocket water lily) is the source of this 854-nucleotide messenger RNA. RefSeq names its product calmodulin-like protein 30. The record is from RefSeq and is a predicted model, not a curated record. The transcript has a single exon. Lineage: Eukaryota; Viridiplantae; Streptophyta; Magnoliopsida; Nymphaeales; Nymphaeaceae. The coding region runs from base 50 to 634 and encodes 194 amino acids. Gene Ontology annotation, molecular function: calcium ion binding.
UCAUCGCAGCAGUUUAUCUUCACAAUCACCUCUACCACUCAUCUCUUUUAUGACAACCACAGGAGAUCAAAUGGGAAGACUAAGCCCAAGAUCUCUUUUCUCUCGUCGUGGGAGCUCCAAGCAAGUUCCAGAUUCCAAGUCACCGAACCAAAACAGGAUGAUCAGUACUUCUUCUUCCUGCACCAGGCUUUUUCAGCCUAACAAAGAAGAAAUGAAGCGGGUCUUUGCAAAAUUCGAUGGCAACAGAGACGGCAAACUAUCUGCAGAAGAGCUCGAGCGUGUCCUCAAAGCUCUCGGCAGAAACAACAGCCAAGCAGAGGUGAUGGAGAUGCUGCAGGUUGCAGACACAGACUGUGAUGGCUUCAUUGAUUUCAAAGAGUUCAUGGAUGUCGUUGGCAUGGAUGGUGGGGUGAAGGAGAGCGAGAUAGAAAGUGCAUUCCAUGUGUUUGAUUUGGAUGGGAAUGGGAGAAUCAGUGGGGAGGAGUUGCACCAGGUUCUCAAGAGGCUUGGGGAGAGGUGCAGCUUGGAGGAAUGCAAGAGGAUGGUGAAGGGAGUAGACAAGAACGGGGAUGGUCAGGUUGACAUUCAAGAGUUCAUGAUGAUGAUGACCAAAAACAUGAAGAUGGUUCAUUAAUUGUUCUGCUUACUGUAAUAUACAGAUACGUGUUCUAUAUCAAGAAAAUAGAUUUUAGGCAUAUAUACAAAAUAACCCCCUACAUAUAGUGGCAAAAUCAAGUUUCUUGUUAGCAGAGCAUUUGCUUCUUCACGUUGGUGCCGUUUAUAACAUUUCUAUGUUGAUGGUACUAAUAUUAGUAUGUUGAUUUCACUGUUUAUGGAAUAAUUAGAUUUAAUUA